Diatraea saccharalis (sugarcane borer) is the source of this 447-nucleotide messenger RNA. The record is from the annotation of a GenBank genome assembly. Lineage: Eukaryota; Metazoa; Arthropoda; Insecta; Lepidoptera; Crambidae.
AUGGAAAACGACGAGGACAAGCAGAAGAAGCUGAACGAAGAUGUAGUAGGUUUUAUGCGCAAGCGCAGUGAAACUGAACCACGCUAUGCGGCUCGGUUGCUAGCCUACGUUGAUCUCCACAGGAAGCGUAGUCGUGCAGCCGCUGCCAAACUACGCUCCGAGACUGGGUACGAGAGGAAAAUAUCGGCCAAUAGAAAAAAAGCGGAGAUCAAACAGAAAGAGAAAAAUGCAGAAAACUCCCAUCAGAGGUAUGAUCUCCUGCAGCUGAUCAUGAUGGGCAAAGUUGCGGGAAAGAGAAAGGUCGGAGGAAGGAAGAAGUCGUGGUUGCGAAACAUCCGAGAGUGGACCGGGAUAGCGAGCGCUGCUGAGCUGUUCCGCCGAGCUAAAGACAAAAAGGACCUGAACAUGCUAAUCGCUAACCUUCACGAGUUGGAGAGGCACCUUUAG